GAAAUAAUUUAGCUAGUAACAAAUAUACUUCGUUUGUGAUAUAUAGUUUCUAUUUGUUUGAUUGUGACAGAACAAUGUCCAGUCCAACUAAAAAAAUUGAACAAAUGCAACAACAUGCAAUUGAAUUAUCAUUAGAAGCUAUGAAUUUAUUCUCAUCUCAUGAUGAUAUAGCUGAUUAUAUUGCGAAAACAUUCAAAGAGACAUAUUCAGGUUGUUGGGAAUGUAAAGUUGGAACAACAUUUGGAAGCUUUGAUACAUGGGAUUUAGAAUACUGUUUUCGAUAUUUUGUGGACCAAUUGGCAUUCUUGCUGUACAAAUCAAAUUAAUCUCACCUAAAUCUAACUUGUGUAAAUAAUUCGGAUCAUAUUGUACCUGUAAAAGUGUUUACAUCCAACCAAAUAUAUUGACAAGCAUUUUAUGCUUCUUCAUAUUAUGUAUCAGCAUUGUAAAUAUUAAUGUAAAGUAGAAUAAAAUUUUCAGGUAAUCUGUAGUAUUAUAUCUUUUUUUAUAUGAUACAUUUGUAUAGUAACUUAAUAAAACACUAAUAUCAGAAGGGGUUUGGCGGAUCAUUAGUCAUUUGGAGCUAGACCAUCAUGGAAAACCUG
Molecule: messenger RNA, 605 nt
Organism: Schistosoma bovis
Lineage: Eukaryota; Metazoa; Platyhelminthes; Trematoda; Strigeidida; Schistosomatidae
Source: the annotation of a GenBank genome assembly